Ostreococcus lucimarinus CCE9901 is the source of this 432-nucleotide messenger RNA. RefSeq lists its product with no specific name. The record is from RefSeq and is a predicted model, not a curated record. NCBI's taxonomy places the organism in Eukaryota, Viridiplantae, Chlorophyta, Mamiellophyceae, Mamiellales, Bathycoccaceae. The transcript has a single exon. Bases 1 to 432 code for a protein of 143 amino acids.
AUGUCGCGCGAGUUUAUGUUUGAGAAUGAGUUUGCCAUUUGUUGGAAGACGACGGUGCUUCCGAACGUACCGUUGAAGAUGCAUCGACACGAUCGGGCGCGAACGAUCGUCGCGCUUCAGGGCGGCGUGCUUAAACGCAUCGAUGAAGAUGGCUCGCGCAAGGAUUUGGUGUUUGAGACUGGAAAGGCGUACUGGUACGACGCCGACCCGCCGGAUAAUUUGCACGCCGACGCGAAUGAAGGCGCAGAGCCCGUCGUGGUCGUCGUAACGGAGUUUAAAACGGAAGAGGAUAGAAAUGGAACGAGAGAUGCGCGCGCUGAAUGCGGGUGCGGUGUCGCGGGGGGCGCGUGCGACUGCCGGUCAAAAAUUGGUCCACCGUUCGUAAUCCCGGGCUGGGAGCCGCCGACAAAAAAGAAAGAAACGAGCGCUUGA